AACUUCAGGAGAAUAGUUGCCAUGGCGACGUAAACCGAAGGCCUUAGCGCAUAGUUAGAAACCGCCGCACCCAAGCUUCGGAGCGAGCCCAGGAGUGCCGGCCGGUUGGAAUCUCCUUUAGCCGAGGUCAAGUUUUGCAGCAAGCCCUUCCUCGUUCGUCUGCUGGGAUGUCCAAGGUCCUGCCUACUAUAGUCUCCAAGGACAUGACUUACAACAACAAGAACAGCCCAGAAUCCACAGACAAGAGUUCUUCCUCUGUCACUGAAGAAAAAAAGAAACAUGGAAAAAAAGGCAAAGUGUCUGUGACCGUUCCUGAUCGUUCAGCUAAUCCUUUCCACAUGUCGGGGGAUGUGGACUUCUUCUUGCUGAGAGAUCAGGAGCGGAGUAAGUCUCUCUCAGAGCGGGAGCAGAAGAAGACGCUGCGGGUGCACGAGAAGAUGACCUACUCGUCCAAAGUGUCUGCUAAGCACACCAGCCUGCGGCGAAAGCUGCAGCUGGAAGACAAGAUGGAGGACCAGGAGGCGCUCGCAGAGGCUGAGCAGCUGCAGGCCUUCCACAACAACAUGGCCUGGAUGCUCUCCAUGACCAAAGAAAAGAACGGGGAAUCUGAUAACAUAAACAAGUACAUCAACCAGAAGCGGCAAAUGUUCCUUAUCCAGUACGCCCUGGAUAUGAAGCGGAGCGAGAUCCGGCGGCUGGAGCUGCUGGUGACUGAGGAGGAGGCGGAGCUGGAGCGAGCUGAGAGGUCUCUGGAAAAGGACUCCGCCCUGUUCGAUGAGUUCCUCAGGGAGAAUGACCGCAACUCUGUGCAGGCCCUGACAGCGGCAGAGAAGGAGACCAAAGCGAAGGUAGAGAAGAUCACUGAGAUUCGUGACCUGACCACCCAGAUCAUGAACAUCAAAAGUGAAAUCUCCAAAUUUGAAGACAUACUGCAGCAUUAUAAAGUCUACAAGGAUUUCCUAUACAAGCUGUCACCCAAGGAAUGGUUGGAAGAACAAGAGAAGAAGAACUUGGCUCUCAAAAAGGCCAAGAAAGUCACCAAGGUCCCCAAAGAGAAUACUCUGUUCUCCACAAAUGGGGACAAAGGACCAGGGAUCAAAGGCAAGACAGGAUCCAGAGAGGGUCCGGGCCCAAGGAAACCCUGGAAAGUGCUGCGGGUGAUACAGGCGGCGCAGAUCCUGUCGAGCACCAUCAGACUCCGAAAGGGCAGUCAGCACAGUACGAGUGGCGGGCUGGACCCCAAAGAGUUGAGUUCUGCCAUCCCUGCCAUCCCUGCGCAGGAGGACUCAGACAGUGACGGGGAGAAGCUGGAGCUGUACUUCACGGAGCCCCAGCAGCUCCUGGACGUCUUCACAGAGCUGGAGGAGCAGAACCUCUCGCUGAUCCAGAACACUCAGGAAAUGGAGGAGGCCUUGGAGGAGCUGAGCUUCACCCUGAAAAACACCCAGCUCCGCAUGGACAGGGAGGUCAACCACCUAAAGCAGUGCAUCACCACACUGAUGAUGUCCAUCGUCAAGGAGGAGGAGACGGCCGCUGAGCUGGAGCUCAAAGCCCGGGUCUUCCAUUUCGGCGAGUACAAGGGUGCUCAGGAGGACAAGGUGCUGGAGAGCCUGAACCACAAGGUGCUGGACGUGUACCAGAACUGUGUCGGCAGCCAGCAGGAGUCCAACCUCGGCACUGUGCAGAUGCUGACCAUCAUUGAGCAACAGCUGGACGAGCUGCUCGAGAACCUGGAGCGUGUGCCCCAGGUCAAAAUUGAGCAGGCAGAGAAGGCCAAGGAGAAGGAGCGGCGCCAGAGAAUCCGGGAAGAGAAGGCCAAGAUGCAGAAGCAGCUGCAGGAGGAGCGUCUGCAACGGGCCCGAGCCCGGGCCCAGGCAGAGGUCAAAACGAAGAGAGGCAGAAGGCUGGUGUGCCGCUCCCGGCCCCCAGCCCUAAAGAGCAAGGAGGAGCCUGAGCACAAGUCACUGGACAAGGACAAGGAGGAGCAGCUGUUCUUCUUCACCUAACUGCAGCCACCGGCCUGGCUGACGGCACGGGAGAGAGGGCAGCAGGAAGCACACGAGGCUGCGCCAGGGCCCGGAUGCAGCCAUCGCUGUGUCCCUCACAAUCUCAUGCUGUACAUUUUCUUACUCAUGUGAAAUAAACCCCAUGACUCUUUGGUGUCUCAGGCCUGUUUAAGGAGGCAGACUCUGUUACCAAAUGCCAGCACCCCUCCUGAA
Molecule: messenger RNA, 2219 nt
Organism: Hipposideros armiger (great roundleaf bat)
Lineage: Eukaryota; Metazoa; Chordata; Mammalia; Chiroptera; Hipposideridae
Gene: CFAP100
Product: cilia and flagella associated protein 100
Exons: 17
Coding region: 168-2006 (612 amino acids)
Cellular component (GO): ciliary basal body
Source: RefSeq, a predicted model, not a curated record